GUGGUGGCCACGGUGCAGGCUUCUGGAGGUGCGCAGAGGGAGCUGGGGACGCAGGCCGCUGGGUCCCUUUGGGAGGCCAGCUGUCCGCAGCUGGGGGUGUGAGGCCUGGUGGCCUGGCUCUGUCCCUCGGUUCCUUGGAUGGCUCCGUCCCGAGAGCCCCGUAGAGCUGCGGCUGCAGGUCCCGGCCCAGCCACCCCGGACCCUUUGACGUCUGUGUGACGAUGACCAGUCCCUCUGCGCGCGGCCGCCCCCAGGAUGGACGUGAACGUGACCGGCCUGGACAACGCCACCCUCCAGAUGCUGCAGAACCCGGCCAUCGCCGUGGCCCUGCCCGUCGUCUACUCCUUGGUGGUGCUCGUCAGCCUCCCCGGGAAUCUCUUCUCCCUGUGGGUCCUGUGCCGCCACAUCGGGCCCAAGUCCCCGUCUGUCAUCUUCAUGAUCAACCUGAGCGUGACUGACCUCAUGCUGGCGGCCGUGCUCCCCUUCCAGAUCGCCUACCACUACAACCGCAGCCACUGGGUGUUCGGGCGGGCCAUGUGCAACGUGGUGACGGUGGCCUUCUACGCCAACAUGUACUCCAGCAUCCUCACCAUGACCUGCAUCGGGGUGGAGCGCUUCCUGGGGGUCGUGUACCCCCUGACGUCCGUGCCCUGGCGACGGCGGCGCUACGCGGUGGCCGCCUGCCUGGGGACCUGGGUCUUGCUGCUGGCCGCCCUGUCGCCGCUGGCCAGGACGGACCUGACCUUCCAGGUGCGCGACCUGGGCAUCGUCACCUGCUUCGACGUCCUCAAGUGGAACAUGCUGCCCAGCGUGGCCACCUGGGCCGUCUUCCUGUUCACCAUCUUCGUCCUGCUCUUCCUCAUCCCCUUCGUGGUCACGGUCGCCUGCUACACGGCCACCAUCCUCAAGCUGCUCCGGACGCCCCACGGCCAGGGCGGGGGCCAGCGUCGCCGCUCCGUGUGCCUGGCCGCCGUGGUCCUCGUGGCCUUCGUCACCUGCUUCGCCCCCAACAACUUCGUCCUUCUGGUGCACAUGGUGGCCCGGCUGUACCUGGGCCGCAGCCUGUACCACGUGUACAAGCUGACCCUGUGCCUCAGCUGCCUCAACAACUGCCUGGACCCCUUCGUCUACUACUUCGCCUCCCGGGAGUUUCAGCGGCGGCUCCGCGGCUACCUGGGCUACGGCCGGCUGCCCAGCGACAGCCCGGACACCCGCCGGGCCAGCCUCCUGUCGCCUCGCACCAUGUCGGCCAGGUCCGGCGGUGGGGACGCUGGGGACGACGACGGGCUCAGGGUGGCCGGAGCGGCCGGGCCCGGCCUGAAGAGACAGGAGAGCGUGUUCUGAGGGCCGAGCACCAAAGGCCGGGGACGGGGACACUGAGGUCACCCCCUGGGGACGGCGCAGGUGGGGUGACCUGAGGAUUGGACUGCGGGUGACUGGGGCCGGGUGGGCUGUGCUGAGGAGCUGCACCGAGCCCGGCGGGUUUCUUCGGAAGGUGCGCAUGCUUUGCAGAAGAGCACCCCAAAAUGGACCGAGUGCGGGGGAUUCGCACCCCAAAAUGGACCGAGCCUGCUGUGUUUCUUCAUAAGGUGCGCAUGCUUUGCAAGGGAGCACCCCAAAAUGGACCGAGUGCGGGGGAUUUGCACCCCAAAAUGCACCAAGCCUGCUGUGUUUCUUCAUAAGGUGCGCAUGCUUUGCAAGGGAGCACCCCAAAAUGGACCAAGUGCGGGGAAUUUGAACCCCAAAAUACACCAAGCCUGGUGGGUUUCAUAAUAAGGUGCGCAUGCUUUGCAGAAGAGCACCCCAAAAUGGACCAAGUGCGGGGGAUUCGCACCCCAAAAUGGACCAAGUGUGGGGAAUUCGCACCCCAAAAUGGACCGAGUGCGGGGAAUUCGCACCCCAAAAUGGACCGAGUGCGGGGAAUUCGCACCCCAAAAUGGACCGAGUGCGGGGAAUUCGCACCCCAAAAUGGACCGAGUGCGGGGAAUUUGCACCCCAAAAUGGACCGAGUGCGGGGAAUUCGCACCCCAAAAUGGACCAAGUGUGGGGAAUUUGAACCCCAAAAUGGACCGAGCCUGCUGUUUCUUCAUAAGGUGCGCAUGCUUUGCAAAGUAGCUCCCCAAAAUGGACCAAGUGCGGGGAAUUCGCACCCCAAAAUGGACCAAGUGUGGGGAAUUCGCACCCCAAAAUGCACCAAGUGUGGGGAAUUUGCACCCCAAAUGCACCAAGCCUGCUGUUUCUUCAUAAGGUGUGCAUGCUUUGCAGAAGAGCACCCCAAAAUGGACCAAGUGUGGGGAAUUCGCACCCCAAAAUGGACCAAGUGCGGGGAAUUCGCACCCCAAAAUGGACCGAGUGCGGGGAAUUCGCACCCCAAAAUGACCGAGCCUGCUGUUUCUUCAUAAGUGCGCAUGCUUUGCAAGGGAGCACCCCAAAAUGGACCAAGUGCGGGGAAUUCGCACCCCAAAAUGGACCGAGUGCGGGGAAUUCGCACCCCAAAAUGGACCGAGCCUGCUGUUUCUUCAUAAGGUGCGCAUGCUUUGCAAGGGAGCACCCCAAAAUGGACCAAGUGUGGGGAAUUCGCACCCCAAAAUGGACCAAGUGUGGGGAAUUCGCACCCCAAAAUGCACCAAGUGCAGGGAAUUUGCACCCCAAAUGCACCAAGCCUGCUGUUUCUUCAUAAGGUGCGCAUGCUUUGCAAAGGAGCUCCCCAAAAUGGACCAAGUGCGGGGAAUUCGCACCCCAAAAUGCACCAAGUGUGGGGAAUUUGCACCCCAAAUGCACCAAGCCUGCUGUUUCUUCAUAAGGUGCGCAUGCUUUGCAAAGGAGCUCCCCAAAAUGGACCAAGUGUGCUGGGUUUGCAACAAGGUGUGCAUGCUUUGCAAGGGACCACCCCAAAAUGGACCAAGUAUAGUAAAUUUGCACCCCAAAAUGCACCAAGACUGGUGUCUUUCUUCAUAAGGUGUGCAUGUUUUGCAAAGGAGCUCCCCAAAAUGGACCAAGUGCGGGGAAUUCGCACCCCAAAAUGCACCGAGCCUGGAUGGUUUGCAACAAGAUAUGCAUGGUUUGCAGAAGAGCACCCCAAAUGAACUAAGUGUGGUGGGUCUGCACCAAGCCAUGCACGAGCAGCCCCCCAAAACGGAGAGCCUGGUGGGUUUGCCCCAAGGGGUGCAUGGUGUGCACAGGACCCCCAAAAACGCAACGAGCAUGGUGCUUUUGCACCAAGCCGGACAGAGUUUGCAAAAGCGCCUCCUCCCUCCAAAUGGUGGCUUUGCAGAGCCCCCAGCAUGGACUGGCCACCCCACUAUCUUUCGGGGUUUGCAGACAGACCCCUGCAAUUGCUGCCUUGAGGCUGUGGGGUUCGGGUGACCCCAGUUCUCACUUUCCACCUGGGGACACGUGUAUGCAAACUUUCAAAGCCGCCGAGGACACACGGCAUCGUUUUUUGGUGACACGGUGACAGUGGCUUGCAGAGGACGGCUCGGGGACCCUGGGGAAGCCACCCCCGGUCCCCCAUUCCACCAGCCCCCCGAAAAAGGUGACACAGCCUAUCCCAAGGACAUGGACGGUGACCCUAUGCAACGAGCACCCUAAAUGUUGCAUAGCAGAAACCAAUGGGUUCCCAGGUCCUUCAGGACAGAAAGACACCCCAAUACCUAAGGCUGCAAUUUCCCAUGGGGACAGUCACCUGUGGGAACACAGGUGACCCCAAAACCAGUGACCACCGCGGGAACCCCGAAGUUGCUUGGCUGCUCGGGUUGCCCCCAAAGCCAAACCUACAAACCAAUGGUGAACCAGCGAGAAGACGGGGUGUCGGGUGGGCCUGGUGCAAACAGAAGGCGUGAGAAACCCCAAGUCGCAACCCACGGCCGUGUACAUGACACCCCCAAAAGUGUCUUGUGAACAAGCCGCAGGACGGAAGGAAAUCGGUUGUGCAGUCAACAACCUGCCCUACAGGACGUCCCCCCCGCCCCCCGCCACUGCACAAAGGACAAAUACACUUGUCUGUCUGUCCGACUCCCUUUUCUUUUGUACUUACACAUUUUCCAUUAGUGAGAGGACUGCGGUGGAACUGGAGCCCAAGGUGAGCAACAAGGACGUUUAGGGGGUGCAGUGUUGGUGGCUUGGCGGUGACAAAUGGACCGAGGUGUCACGCAGAGGCCAUAGAAAGGGAACAAGCGAGGGGGGCACCGUGAGGCAGUCACCGUGACCUCCUCUGUCUGUCUGAAGUUAUUGUGAAAUAAAAUCUCAUUUUUUCUACAAAAAAAAAAAAAAACCAAGAUGGUUGUCUUUGUGCGUAGGAGCAAAUGGACGUUUUUGGGGUGCUUCUUGGGGAAUUGGGAGUUGAUUGAAUCUAAUUAAUGCUUGAUGUGGUCCCUGCAGCUCUGGUAUAAAAAUGCAAAAAUAAGACUUAUUAAAAAAAAAAGGCUAAGAGACAGGCGAGGUGGCUCAAGCCUGUAAUCCAGCUACU
Messenger RNA from Castor canadensis (American beaver), 4468 nucleotides. It is a transcript of the gene P2ry8, whose product is annotated as P2Y receptor family member 8. Lineage: Eukaryota; Metazoa; Chordata; Mammalia; Rodentia; Castoridae. The record is from RefSeq and is a predicted model, not a curated record. Gene Ontology annotation, biological process: phospholipase C-activating G protein-coupled receptor signaling pathway; positive regulation of Rho protein signal transduction. Gene Ontology annotation, molecular function: G protein-coupled purinergic nucleotide receptor activity. Gene Ontology annotation, cellular component: plasma membrane.